Molecule: messenger RNA, 1812 nt
Organism: Carya illinoinensis
Lineage: Eukaryota; Viridiplantae; Streptophyta; Magnoliopsida; Fagales; Juglandaceae
Exons: 3
Coding region: 1-1812 (603 amino acids)
Source: RefSeq, a predicted model, not a curated record
AUGGACAAUAGUUGGAUGAGUGAAGGUGAUAGACUUCUAUCACCUGUUUAUGCUGAAGGGGUUAACAAUUUCUUAACAAUGGCACGAACCCAUUCCAUGGGAAGUGAUCGCAUUCGGUGUCUGUGCCGUAUAUGCUGUAAUAAUCUCUUCUUGCCUAUAUUUGAGAUAUUUCAUGGGGAGGAGGAAACUCUCCCCAUCAUUGACAAUGAUGACGAUCCCGGAGUUGAAAGUGGAUACGUCUACAUUGAUAACAUGGACCAUAUGUUCGAUGACAUACGGGCAGCCACAAGCGGAGAUGCUCCUGAAGACAACAAUACAUCACCAACUCACUUAGCAAUACCACAGUCCACCCCAAACUCAACUUUUGACCAACUAUUAGACGAUGUCCGACGUCCUCUUUUCAACAGCUGCACAAAAUUCUCAAAGCUCUCUUUCGUUGUGAAGUUGUUACACAUUAAAACACUUGGGGGAUGGUCAAUCAAGUCUUUUGAUAUGCUCCUAAGCCUUUUGCGGUCAGCCUUUCCUAAUGUUGAAUUGCCACAAUCAUAUGUGGAGGCCAGGACAUUGGAGCAAGGUUUGGGUUUCAUGUACCACAAAAUUCAUGCAUUCUCUAAUGAUUACAUCUUAUUCUGGAAGGAAAAUGCUAAUCUUAAUGAGUACCCUAUCUGCAGGAUAGCAGGUGACAUGAGAUGGCAUAAGGAGCAGGGGGUCACCGAUGACACUAGUAUGAGACAUCCUACUGACUCUAAGUCCUGGAAGACAUUUGAUCAAGCUCACCCCAGAUUUGCUACGGAUGCUCGCAAUGUUAGGCUCGGUUUGGCAAGCGACGAAUUUAAUCCAUUCAACAAUCUAGCUAAACCUUAUAGCAUUUGGCUAGUGAUUCUUGUCUCGUGUAACUUACCACCGUGGUUAUGCAUGAAAGACAUGUUCUUCAUGACAUCCCUCAUCAUCCCUGGCCCAAAAUCACCAGGGAAUGAUAUUGAUGUUUAUUUGCAACCGUUAAUUGAUGAGUUACUUGAACUCUGGGAACAUGGGAUACCUACAUAUGAUGCAUCUACUAAGGAAAUGUUCAUGUUACAUGCUGCCUUAUUGUGGACAAUCAAUGACUUUCCUGCCUAUGAAAAUCUAUCUGGGUGGUCAACAAAAGGGAAAAUGGCAUGUCCGUCUUGCAAUGCACAAACAGAUUCCAACUGGUUGAAGUAUGGCAGGAAACAUUGUUAUAUGGGACAUCGAUGUCUCUUACCGAGAGAUCACAUUUGGCGAACGAGAAAAUGGUUGUUCAAUGGUAAAGAAGAUCUUCGCAUGCCACCAACAAUGGUUGAAGGAGCGGAUCUUUUAACUCAAUUACAAAUGCUUGGAGAUAUUCAAUUUGGAAAAUCUUGUAGGAAGAGGAAACACACUGCAGAGGAGUUGAACUGGACUAAGAAAAGCAUCUUCUUCAAACUACCUUAUUGGUCAACUUUGCGGCUUAGACAUACUUUAGAUGUUAUGCAUAUUGAGAAGAAUAUUUCUGAGAACAUUUUGGGCAGUUUUAUGAACAUACCUGGCAAGACAAAAGAUAACACUAAUUCACGACGUGACCUAGAGAUCUUGGGCUUUAGAAAGGAAUUACAUUUGAAACGUGAAGGUGAACGUGUUACAAUGCCACAUGCAUCAUACACAUUUCAUGGAGAUGAAAGGAAUAAAUUCCGUGAGUGGCUUGCUGAGGUUAAAUAUCCAGAUGGGUUUGAUGCCAAUAUCACUCAUUGUGUAUCUGUACGUGAUUCCAAAAUCUCUGGGCUCAAAAGCCAUGACCAUCAUGUUUUGUUGUAA